CGUAAAAAAAUAAAAAAGGAAAACGCAGCGAGGAAAUGGGAAGUGACGGGGUAAAAUUGGGAGAAAUCGUAGACAAGCGUAGGCAUAGCCCACUCCGUCCAAUCAUCCAAUAGGCAACUGCUGACGUCCCCCCUCUUCCGGUCAGAUAACCGAUCCGCCCGAACCGGAGCCGAACCGGUUUCCAAUGGAGUGCCAAACCGCUGCCCCCACUAGGCCUCACGCCGGUGGACGUGAAGACUGCUGGAGUGAAGGUGCCACUGAAACCCUAAUCGAAGCUUGGGGCGAUCGUUACAUCAGGCUUAAUCGCGGCAAUCUCCGGCAGAAGGACUGGAAGGAAGUCGCUGACACCGUUAACUCCCGUCAAAACGGCGUUAAGCCUCAGCGCACCGAUGUACAGUGUAAGAACCGGAUCGAUACUUUGAAGAAGAAGUACAAGCUUGAGAAAACCAAGUCAUCUCCGUCUAAAUGGCCGUUUUAUAACCGUCUCGACUAUCUCAUCGGUACCAAUAACGUUUCUACCUCGCCGUGUAAUAGAAUAUUGACUGCCGCAAUUACACUUACCGUUAAGUCAAACUCUAACCCUAACCCUAACUUUGGUGCCGUGAAUUAUUCCGGCAGUUCAUCGAGGAUAAAUUCAAGUGGUUCAAAUAACAGCUCGCACGAUGAUUUGCCGUUUGGGAGUGGAGGGAGGAAGAAUAAAAUGGAGUACGUAGGGUUAGCGGAGGAAACUACAGCGUACAAGGAAUUGGCGCGGGCAAUAUUGAGGUUUGGGGAAAUAUAUGAGAGAAUUGAGAGCACAAAGCAGCAGCAGAUGGUGGAGUUGGAGAAGCAGAGGAUGGAAUUCACCAAGGAGCUGGAGGUUCAGCGGAUGAAUAUGUUCAUGGAAACUCAGUUGCAGAUUGAAAGAGCUAAACGUCCUGCCAGGCAUCCUACUUCGACAGGAAAAUAGUUAUCUGCAGCAGUUACAUCUAUUAGGGCAGGCUAGUGCUGCUGACCAAGGGCUGAAGUCACCCGAAGUUGCUUGUAAAUUAUUCAUGCAGUUAACAGAAGCUCAGGAAACCAAGAUUAAUGUGUUUGUAUUUGGGUCUGCUGUGUUUAUGUAGAUGAUAUGUUGAUGUGCUAAAACAUUAGCUGUAGUAGUAUUUAUUGGGGUGAACGUAUUACUCAAUGUUUUAUGAAUAGCUGGGCUUUUACGAACAGUCUGCAAUAUUGUAGGAACACGGAGUAUUGAGGUUGCGUUUAACAUUCAACUGCCUUGAUGCUUCUUUCUCUUGAAUGAUCAAUGGUACGUACUUCCAUUAUUUGCUGCUCUA
Messenger RNA from Nicotiana attenuata, 1313 nucleotides. Its product is annotated as trihelix transcription factor ASIL2-like. NCBI's taxonomy places the organism in Eukaryota, Viridiplantae, Streptophyta, Magnoliopsida, Solanales, Solanaceae. The transcript is spliced from 3 exons. Gene Ontology annotation, cellular component: nucleus. Gene Ontology annotation, molecular function: transcription cis-regulatory region binding. The record is from RefSeq and is a predicted model, not a curated record. Bases 185 to 949 code for a protein of 254 amino acids.